GGGAAUAAAAAUACUUUUAUAUAGAAGCGGUUGAAUAUGUCGGAGCAAUUUGACAAGUAUCAUUUCUACGCCGGUGUCAUAAAACGACUAUUACUCUUCACAGGACUGUUGCCAACCAGGAAGCCGAGUACGCUUUAUCGACUAGUCACCUUCGUCCACGGUUCGGUUUCGUUCCUCGUCUGUAGUGCUAUCCUAAAUUUUUGCUAUCAACACAUCACCCAUCUCCAUCUCUUCUUGAAAGGACUCAGUUGGGCUCUGAGUUUUUUAACUGGUUUACAAAAAAUGUCUUGUUUUUUGCUUUACCGAGGCCGUCUGGUCGAGCUUCAUGCCGAGCUCGCGAUGACAUUCGAAUUGGAUUUGUACGACGUUGAGCUGCGUCCGAUUCUGUUAUCGUCUCUGCAAUCGUUCUAUUUGCCUUCGUUGUCUCUGUCAACGAUGACGGGUGCGGUGAUAGCCUUGCAAUUGAUUACGCCAAUACUCUUGAUAAUAAUUCAACUGGCUCAUGGAUCGGAUGUACUCAAGCUCAUCCUACCAUUUCCGGCCUCUUAUCCCUGGCGGCCAAGCGCCAAUACCUGGCUCUACUUGAGUCACUACACCAUCGAAAUUUACGCGGGAGUGUGCCUCUACCUUUUCACCUCGUUGAUCGACGCGCUUUUUGGUUAUUACAUUUUCCAAAUUACUGGACAACUCCGCGCGUUGGCGCAUCGCAUAAGGAAUUUCAACUGUAGUGACAAUUAUCGGAAAGUCAUUAGCGAGUGCAUCAAAAGACAUUACAUUCUUACGAAAUGUCAAAAACAUCUCGGACGAAUAUAUGGACCCAUAGUCCUCUGGAUGCUCGUCGCUAAUGCGUUAGUCAUGUGCGCUCUCAUGUAUCAAGCUACUCAGGUGCCUCCAUCCAAGAUGGCGGUGAUCGUGGUUUACGUGAUUAUGAAAUCAAUGCAAACUUUGGUUUAUGGAUGGUUUGGAACAUCUUUAGAAAUCGAGAAGGACAUGUUUCGGGAAUCGAUAUACGCGAGCGAUUGGCCAGGUUCUGGAGAAAAGCGUCUUAUGACCGAUGUCCUAAUCAUGAUGUCGUAUAAGCCGCUCGUACUCAAGGCAUGCUCUCUGUCAAACAUAUCCAUCGACAUGUUCGUUGCUGUUUCCAACACUGCUAUCUCGUACUUCUUUCUUCUACGGACGUUGGAGGACAAGGACAACGAUUCAUAGAGGCUUGAGUCUCGUACCAUUUCCGAUUUUUUCUUGUGGCAAACGGAAAAAUUUACAAAUUUCAUAAAU
This is a messenger RNA of Venturia canescens, 1275 nucleotides long. RefSeq names its product odorant receptor 4-like. The transcript has 5 exons. Gene Ontology annotation, cellular component: plasma membrane. Bases 37 to 1206 code for a protein of 389 amino acids. The record is from RefSeq and is a predicted model, not a curated record. Gene Ontology annotation, biological process: sensory perception of smell; detection of chemical stimulus involved in sensory perception of smell. NCBI's taxonomy places the organism in Eukaryota, Metazoa, Arthropoda, Insecta, Hymenoptera, Ichneumonidae. Gene Ontology annotation, molecular function: olfactory receptor activity; odorant binding.